Klebsormidium nitens is the source of this 1299-nucleotide messenger RNA. The record is from the annotation of a GenBank genome assembly. NCBI's taxonomy places the organism in Eukaryota, Viridiplantae, Streptophyta, Klebsormidiophyceae, Klebsormidiales, Klebsormidiaceae.
GAAGACGUCCAGCUUCCUCAGGCUUGUCCAUUGAGAUGAGCCCUCGCAGUGUGCAAAUCAGCCGCAAUCUUGCUCUCACUUUCCACAGUUCACUUUCUUCGGUGGCAAUUUCUCCGCGGUUUAGCGGCUUCCGUGUGCGUUAGGCCUCUUGCAGUAGAAUGACAGAGCCAAGCAGGCGUCCUUAGAGAAGCUGCAGGGCAGAUUGGUGUGGCUCAGGGCUUUCAGGUUGGCCGGCAACUAAUGUGAACAGGGAUUGGUGUUCUGUGAAGCGUUGUGGGGGCGCUUCCUAGUAUCAGUCUCAUCAUCUCUCUUGGCCUUGUAGGAGCAAAUCAGAGCUGGCCCUUCAACUGUGUCGUCAUGGCAAGAGGCCGCCCUCAUGGCCGGUCCAAGUCUGACCACAGAGUUUGUCAGGCAGCUCGACAUGCGCGAGCUGCUGAGUACAAGGAGAGGAUCGCCAUCAGUGCUGAGCAGCAGGAGGCACGGAUUGCGGCGGUUAACGCAGAGUGCAACGAGGAAGAUGCCCCUCGUAGGCGGCGGGGCCAGAAGCCUGAGGAUCCGAAGACCAAGGCAUCAGCUGCUCGGGUGUCCGCACAGGGCCAUUCUUGCAAGGCAACUGGCAGUGGGAAAAAGAAAGCAAACAAGCGACUGGAACAUGCGCAUGGCAAAGCUGCACAAAGAGACCCGCACAAUCUUGACUGCCACGCGUGCGGCGCCACUGCAGAGUUCGGGCUGAGGGGAAGCAAGGAGGGGGGCAACGUCAAAUACUCCUGCAGGGUGCAUGCCACAUACAAUGGGUGCUUUCGAGUAGACCGAGACCGCGCAGCAUGGGUAGAGGACCGAGAGCUGCGCCACCUGAGAGCAGAGGAGAGAAGAUUGGAAGAGGAGUUGCGAAAUCUGGGAGGGACGUCGCCUGAUGCAAAACAGGGGUCAGCUCCAAACGAUGACCCCAAAAGCGAGGGGGAUUGGACUUCGGUGGCUAUGAGCAAGCCGCUCAUAACCACGCUCCUCAUGAUUGGUGGGAUUGAACAAAACCCCGGACCUACUCCUGACGAGAUUGCACAACUCGAGAAAGGCUGGCGGGAAGAAUGUCCAAACAUCAGGACCGCGCUUCUGGCUCACCUGACGCAGAAGGAUCUGGACGUAGAUACCUGGAAACGAGCGUCUGUUGAACAACGCAUGGAGUAUCUGACCGAAUGGAGAGCCACGUACUCAGGGCAAUGGGCAGACGGCUGGGAUCUACUCCUCAAAACGGUGCCAAGUAAGCAGCUCCCUCAACUAGAUGAGGAGGCUAGCUUUUAG